CUUCCGGGUGACUGGGACCUUCUUCCCCUUGCUUGUUCCAUCCGCUAUCCUUCUCGCUCAGCCCAGGGAGCAGGACGGACACCGCAGGACUCCAACAUGCUGUCAAUACGUGUCGCAGCGGCUCUCGCACGCGCACUACCUCGCCGGGCCGGCUACGUGUCCAAAAAUGUUGCUGCAGCAUGUGUGGGAGUCAAGAACCUCCACACCACCCGCCCAUGGAUGCAGAAAACAGGCACUGCUGAGGUUUCUUCCAUCCUGGAGGAGAAGAUCAUGGGAGCGGACACCAGCGCUGACUUGGAAGAGACCGGCCGUGUUUUGUCCAUUGGUGACGGUAUCGCCCGAGUCUACGGUCUCCGAAAUGUGCAGGCUGAGGAGAUGGUGGAGUUCUCUUCUGGACUUAAGGGAAUGUCUCUGAACUUGGAACCGGACAAUGUCGGCGUGGUGGUUUUCGGUAACGACAAGUUAAUCAAAGAAGGCGACAUUGUCAAGAGGACAGGCGCCAUUGUGGACGUGCCGGUCGGGGAGGAGCUGCUGGGCCGAGUUGUGGACGCACUGGGAAAUGCCAUUGACGGAAAGGGCCCCCUUGGCUCCAAGACCCGCAGGCGCGUGGGCCUUAAGGCCCCUGGCAUCAUCCCGCGUAUCUCUGUGAGGGAGCCCAUGCAGACUGGCAUCAAAGCCGUGGACAGUCUGGUGCCCAUUGGCCGCGGGCAGCGUGAGCUCAUUAUUGGCGACAGGCAGACCGGCAAAACUGCCAUCGCCAUCGACACCAUCAUCAACCAGAAGCGGUUCAAUGAGGGCACCGACGAGAAGAAGAAGCUGUACUGCAUCUACGUGGCUAUCGGGCAGAAGAGGUCCACCGUGGCCCAGCUGGUCAAGAGGCUGACGGAUGCGGAUGCCAUGAAGUACACUAUCGUGGUGUCGGCCACCGCCUCCGACGCCGCCCCUCUGCAGUACCUGGCGCCCUACUCUGGCUGCUCCAUGGGCGAGUACUUCCGGGACAAUGCCAAGCACGCCCUCAUUAUCUAUGACGAUCUCUCCAAACAGGCCGUCGCCUACCGUCAGAUGUCCCUGCUGCUCCGUCGCCCGCCCGGUCGCGAAGCUUACCCGGGCGACGUCUUCUACUUGCAUUCCCGCCUGCUGGAGAGGGCCGCCAAGAUGAACGACAACUUUGGCGGCGGCUCGCUCACCGCCCUGCCCGUCAUUGAGACGCAGGCCGGCGACGUGUCAGCCUACAUUCCAACCAACGUCAUCUCCAUCACAGACGGACAGAUCUUCUUGGAGACGGAGCUGUUCUACAAAGGUAUCCGUCCCGCCAUCAACGUCGGUCUGUCCGUGUCACGUGUCGGAUCUGCCGCCCAAACCAGGGCCAUGAAGCAGGUGGCCGGCACCAUGAAGCUGGAGCUGGCCCAGUACCGCGAGGUGGCCGCUUUCGCCCAGUUCGGCUCUGACUUGGACGCCGCCACGCAGCAGCUGCUGAACCGCGGCGUGCGUCUGACCGAGCUCCUCAAGCAGGGCCAGUACUCUCCCAUGGCCAUCGAAGAGCAGGUGACCGUCAUCUACGCCGGCGUGAGGGGACACUUGGACAAGCUGGAGCCCAGCAAGAUCACAAAGUUUGAGAAGGCCUUUCUGCAGCACAUCCUGAGUCAGCAACAAGACCUGCUGGCUGCCAUCAAGGCCGACGGCAAAAUUUCCGAGGCCUCAGACGCCAAGCUCAAGCAGAUUGUGCUCAACUUCCUCUCCAGCUUUGAGUAAUGUGUGAUGACGCAGUCUCCUCUUUCUAUGUUGCGUUUUUGCUUGUGUUCCAUGUUUACAUAGUGCUCGGUCUGUUGAACUUUCUAUGAACACUUGAUCUCUAAUGUACAGUCAGGAGAAUAAAAAGUAUUCCAACGAA
Phyllopteryx taeniolatus (common seadragon) is the source of this 1891-nucleotide messenger RNA. It is a transcript of the gene atp5f1a, whose product is annotated as ATP synthase F1 subunit alpha. Gene Ontology annotation, molecular function: ADP binding; proton-transporting ATP synthase activity, rotational mechanism; ATP binding. The coding region runs from base 97 to 1752 and encodes 551 amino acids. The transcript has 11 exons. NCBI's taxonomy places the organism in Eukaryota, Metazoa, Chordata, Actinopteri, Syngnathiformes, Syngnathidae. The record is from RefSeq and is a predicted model, not a curated record. Gene Ontology annotation, biological process: proton motive force-driven ATP synthesis; proton transmembrane transport.